AUGGACCUCGUGGAUCCUGACAUCUUUAAUAGGGACCCCCGGGACCACUACGACUUGCUGCAGAGGCUAGGGGGCGGCACCUAUGGGGAAGUGUUCAAGGCUCGGGACAAGGUGACUGGAGGACUGAUGGCAUUGAAGAUGGUGAAGAUGGAACCUGAUGACGAUGUCUCCACUCUUCAGAAGGAAAUCCUCAUUUUGAAAACGUGCCGGCAUGCCAACAUCGUGGCCUAUCAUGGCACUUACCUUUGGUUGCAAAAGCUCUGGAUCUGCAUGGAAUUCUGUGGGGCUGGCUCUCUUCAGGAUAUCUACCAAGUGACAGGCUCGCUGACGGAGCUCCAGAUUAGCUAUGUUUGCCGAGAAGUGCUCCAGGGACUGGCCUACCUGCACUCACAGAAGAAGAUACACAGGGACAUCAAGGGAGCCAACAUUCUCAUCAAUGAUGCUGGGGAGGUCAGACUGGCUGACUUUGGUAUCUCGGCCCAGAUCGGGGCAACGCUGGCUCGACGCCUUUCCUUCAUUGGGACACCCUAUUGGAUGGCUCCGGAAGUGGCAGCCGUGGCCCUGAAAGGGGGCUACAAUGAACUGUGUGACAUCUGGUCCCUGGGUAUCACAGCCAUCGAACUGGCGGAGUUACAGCCUCCACUCUUUGAUGUCCACCCUCUCAGGGUUCUCUUUCUCAUGACUAAGAGUGGUUACCAGCCGCCCCGGCUGAAAGAAAAGGGCAAAUGGUCGGCUGCCUUCCACAACUUUGUCAAAGUCACCCUCACUAAGAACCCCAAGAAACGACCCAGCGCCACCAAGAUGCUCAGUCAUCAACUGGUGUCCCAGCCGGGGUUGAGUCGAGGCCUGAUCUUGGACCUUCUUGAUAAACUGAGGAACCCAGUGAAGGGGCCCCCAGGUGGUGAUGCUGAGGAGGAGGAACCUGAGCUACCCCCUGCCAUCCCUCGGCGGAUCAAGUCCACUCAUCGGUCCAGCUCUCUGGGGAUCCCAGACGCAGACUGUACUCGGCGGCACAUGGAGUUCAGGAGGCUGAGAGCAAUGGAGUCCCGACCGCCGACCCACCACACCGUUCUCUGCCAGCCUCCCGGAGACAGCAGAAGCAGUAGUCCCAGGGAGCACCUGUCAGAGUCCGAGGAUGACUACGAUGAUGUAGACAUCCCCACCCCUGCAGAAGACAUGCCUCCUCCACUACCUCCUAAGCCCAAGUUCCGUUCCCCAUCGGAUGAGGGUCCCGGAGAGAUUGGAGAUGACGGACAACUGAGCCCAGGGGUGUUGGUCCGAUGUGCCAGUGGGCCUCCCCCACGCAGCAGCCCCCAUCUUGGACUUCCUCCAGCCACCUGUAGCCCCCACCUCACAGCCCAUUCAGAACCGUCACUCUGGAACCCAGCUCCCAGAGAACCUGACCUGCCUCCACGACUGCCCCCGAAGAAGGAAAAGAUGAAGAGAAAGGGACGCGCCCUCCUCAUAAAGUUGUUCAAUGGCUGCCCCCUCCGGAUCCACAGCACAGCCGCCUGGACACACCCCUCCACCAAAGACCAGUACCUGCUUUUGGGAGCAGAGGAAGGCAUUUUCAUCUUGAACCGGAGUGACCAGGAGGCCACGCUGGAGAUGCUCUUUCCUGGCCGUACCACCUGGCUGUAUUGUAUCAACAGUGUCCUCAUGUCUCUCUCAGGAAAGACCCCCCACCUGUAUUCUCAUAGUAUCCUGGGCCUGCUGGACCGGAGAGAGAGCAGAGCAGGGAGUCCCAUCGCUCACAUUAGUCCUCACCGACUCCUGGCAAGGAAGAACAUAGUCUCCACCAAGAUCCAGGACACCAAAGGCUGCCGCGCGUGUUGUGUGGCGGAAGGGGCGAGCUCCGGGGGCCCAUUCCUGUGCGGGGCAUUGGAGACCUCUGUGGUUCUGCUCCAGUGGUACCAACCCAUGAACAAGUUUCUGCUUGUCCGGCAGGUGCUGUUCCCGCUGCCGUCGCCUCUGCGGGUGUUUGCACUGCUGACCGGACCAGGCUCUGAGCUGCCCGCUGUAUGCAUCGGCGUGAGCCCCGGGAAGCUGGCAAAGUCAGUGCUCUUCCACACCGUGCGCUUCGGCGCACUCUCCUGCUGGCUGGGCGACCCAAGCACAGAGCACAAAGGACCAGUACAGGUGACCCAGGUGGAGGAAGACAUGGUGAUGGUUUUGAUGGACGGUUCUCUGAAGCUGGUGACCCCAGAAGGGGCUCCGGUCCGCGGCCUUCGCACCCCAGAGAUCCCCAUGAGUGAACCAGUGGAGGCCGUUGCUAUGAUUGGGGGUCAAGUCCAGGCCUUCUGGAAGCAUGGCGUGCAGGUGUGGGCUCUAGACUCAGACCAGCUGCUGCAGGAGCUGAGAGACCCAACUCUCACCUUCCGUCUUCUUGGCUCCCCCAGACCCGUGGUGGUGGAGACACGCCCAGCUGAUGAUCCCACUGCCCCGAGUAAUCUCUACAUCCAGGAAUGA
Chrysochloris asiatica (Cape golden mole) is the source of this 2469-nucleotide messenger RNA. It is a transcript of the gene MAP4K1, whose product is annotated as mitogen-activated protein kinase kinase kinase kinase 1. Bases 1 to 2469 code for a protein of 822 amino acids. NCBI's taxonomy places the organism in Eukaryota, Metazoa, Chordata, Mammalia, Afrosoricida, Chrysochloridae. Gene Ontology annotation, molecular function: ATP binding; MAP kinase kinase kinase kinase activity. Gene Ontology annotation, biological process: protein phosphorylation. The record is from RefSeq and is a predicted model, not a curated record. The transcript is spliced from 31 exons.